This is a messenger RNA of Microthlaspi erraticum, 1242 nucleotides long. NCBI's taxonomy places the organism in Eukaryota, Viridiplantae, Streptophyta, Magnoliopsida, Brassicales, Brassicaceae. The record is from the annotation of a GenBank genome assembly.
AUGUCGGAAGAAAAAGUCGUCGCCGUGAUCAUGGUCGGAGGACCGACCAAAGGAACUCGUUUUCGUCCAUUAUCGUUCAAUACACCGAAACCGUUGAUUCCCUUAGCUGGGCAACCGAUGAUUCAUCAUCCUAUUUCUGCUUGUAAAAAGAUACCGAAUCUGGCUCAGAUAUUUCUGAUUGGAUUUUACGAGGAAAGAGAAUUCGCUUUGUAUGUUUCUUCCAUAUCUAGGGAGCUGAAGAUUCCAGUACGAUACUUAAAAGAAGAUAAGCCUCAUGGUUCCGCUGGUGCGCUUUAUUACUUUAGAGAUCGAAUCAUGGAAGAAAAACCGUCGCAUGUUUUCCUCCUCAAUUGUGAUGUUUGCUGCUCUUUCCCUCUUCAAGACAUACUCGACGCACAUCGAAGCUACGGUGGUGUUGGAACUAUGCUAGUUAUCAAGGUUUCUGCAGAAGCAGCGAGCCAAUUUGGAGAGUUGAUAGCUGAUCCUGAGACUAAAGAACUCCUACAUUACACAGAGAAACCCGAGACUUUCGUUAGUGACUUGAUCAACUGUGGUGUCUAUGUGUUUACCUCGGAUAUCUUCAAAGCCAUUGAAGGAGUAUACAACCAAAUGAGAGAGACAUCAGCUAGCAACUACCAGAUUUCGAAUCAGUUCCAGUCGGCUACAAGGUCUGUUCCUGCGGAUUUUGUGAGAUUAGAUCAAGAUAUAUUAUCACCACUUGCUGGAAAGAAGCAACUAUACACAUAUGAGACCAAGGAUUUUUGGGAGCAGAUUAAAACUCCAGGGAAGUCUUUGAAAUGCUCGGAUUUAUAUCUCUCGCAAUUCCGGGAAACAUCGCCUCAUCUUUUGGCUUCAGGAGAUGAUACUAAUAAGAAACCGACGAUUGUUGGUGAUGUGUAUAUUCACCCAUCUGUAAAACUACAUCCAACCGCAAAGAUUGGUCCAAAUGUGUCAAUCUCAGCAAACGUUCGUGUUGGACCUGGUGUAAGACUUAUUAGCUGCAUAAUCUUGGACGAUGUUGAAAUCAAGGAAAAUGCUGUUGUUAUAAACUCGAUCAUCGGUUGGAAAUCUUCGAUAGGUCGAUGGUCAAGAGUUCAAGCUAGUGGAGAUUACAACGAGAGGCUUGGAAUCACAAUUCUUGGUGAAGCUGUGACAGUAGAAGAUGAAGUUGCAGUCAUAGGAAGCAUUGUUCUUCAGAAUAAGACUCUUAAUGUCAGUGUUCAAGACGAUAUCAUCUUAUGA